GUGGCGCUGCCUGGCUAUGGCUGCUCCCCGCCUCGCUCUCGCUCUCUCGCCUCCCUCCCUCCCUCCCUCCCUCACUCGCAAGUUCUUCCUUCCCUGCGUCUCUGUGUUCCUGUGCUUGUGUACCUUCCUGCUUGCCUCAUGCACCCACGAUCUCAUUCUCUCUCUUUCCUCGCUUUGCUUGCCAUUGAGCAAUAGAUGAGCCCAUGAGCUUGUUGCUUGGGAUUGGCUUGCUAGCUCGCUCCGCUCUUUGAGGCCCAAAACCUCGAUCCUACUGCCCCCUUCUCACGCGUUUCCACCUUUACCACCUGCUUCGCGAUCACCCAUCUCGACCUGUUUGUUGAUCGUCGUCAUGCUGCUCAGGCACUGGUGACGACGUUUCACAGUCGUGUGUUUCAGCAAAACUGACCAAGAACGAAUGAAUUCCACACAUUCCUUUGGUAGCAAAUGCGUCGACGCGAAAGUUGCUGCUUGUGCGAAUGGAGUGCGCUGGAUUUUGUCUACUGUCAGCAGCCGAGCAAUGAGAUGAAGGCGUGUAGAUGUGCUCAGAAAUGUGGGUGGGAUAACUGGGAAAAAUGUGAACUAGCAGUGGUCCAAGUAUGGUGAGGGCUUUCAUGUGGGCGUGUUGGUGGAAUAAGGUGGAGAAUCUGUAGGCAGCGUUCUAGCUCAUGCGUCUCCUAGUUCCCACCAAGUGGAGAUAGGGAGGAAGAUGAAGUCGGAUGUUGCUCUCGACCAUGCUGCUUUCCAGCUUACGCCAUCACGGAACAGGUGCGAGCUCGUAGUAGUCUGGGGAGAGGAGACAGAGCGGUUAGCUUCUGGCCUUCUUAAACCUUUUCUAGUGCACUUGAAAGCUGCUGAAGACCAAUACGCAACAGGGACGAAAGAGAUCAAGUUAGUGCCUCCGCCUGGUUAUGGAUCCGCAACGAAGCCUGAGACGUCCGCGUGGUUUACCAAGGGGACUAUUGAAAGGUUUGUCAGAUUUGUGAGCACCCCGGAGGUACUUGAGCGUGUUGGCACUGUGGAAGCUGAAAUAAUACAGCUGGAUGGAGCCAUUAGAGAACAUGCAAUCGAAUCCACUAAGGCUGAUGCGUCGCAAUCCGACGUCGCAGUUGCAGCGCCAUCAGCAGCUAGCAACAUUCUGUUGACGGCUACGGCUGAUCAAGCGCCCACACCGACUCCGUCGAGGCGAAACUCCCUAGAUGAGGCCGAGAACCCUGCUCCUGAUGAUAAUUCUAGGCGCCGCCUGUUACGAGCCAUGGAAGCUCGGAAAAUGUUAUUGCACAAGGAACAAAGUAUGGCUUUCGCACGGGCAACUGCAGCAGGAUUCGAUAUGCAAAAAAUGGAACAUCUACUGGUGUUUGCAGAAUGCUUCGGCGCAAAACGCUUGGGUGACGCGUGUGUAAUGUUCACAAGCGUACAUAAGAAGAGCAAGGAAUCAGGAGUUUGGGACGAGAAUGAGUGGCCUCUGUCUGACACAGCAAGCCUUCGGAAUGUUCCCACGAGCCCUCAUUUUAGACCACGGGAAUCCGAUUUGUGGUCAGAUAUGCAUAGCGAGGCAGGUGACAAUAAGUUGGACGACCUUAGAGACGACGUUAGUGUUAGAUCCUACAGUAAUUACUAUGGUGAGGACCUUUCAAUGCGGGCCUAUUCUGGGGGAGAUUUUCUCAGAAAGAGAAGUCCUCUUGAAGGCAUGUUGAGUCCCAAUAGGACAAGGGAUUAUAAUGGGGAUUUUUCACGAUCAAGAGGAGGGUCUACUCGAACAAGUUGGGAUGAAGGAUCUAGAAUCGCUCAGAGUCUAGAGAUGGCCGGGAGAGCACAUGGCGAUGACAGUCUUCUGUUCUCGAAUGCGAGUUCUCGAAGGAUCACUUCGCUUGGUUCUCAACAUCCAGCCAUUUUGUACAAUGGGGAUGGUGCUAACGAAUUAGGAAUGGACUUUGAUGGAGGCAAUCGAAAUGGAUAUGCUCAAUGUCAGCGGCGUGCACGGGAAUCUUCUCCUCAAUUCUUAGCUCACCGAUUUUCCGGUGGUGUCAAGGUGGAAAGCGGCUCUCACUUACUCGGAAAUGACGGUUAUCACGCGACAGUUCAAGGGACUCUUAAUGCCAGCAAUGGUGGAAGUGCUUCCUUACAUAGGAGUGGGGAAAGCUUACCCAGCUGGGCUGCUGCUGCUUCAGGCCAGUCUGAUCAGCCUUGGCACCCUGGCUCAAUAGGACCUAGUGGGCAUGGUUUUCCUCGUCUGACGGUGCCUAAAUUCCAAGUACACGUGGAUGUAGGAAAUGGACACGUUCAGUCAACAUUGAGUGCUGAACCUGUGGUGAAGCCUCCAGAAGCCAAUGGUAACGUUCUCUCUUCUUCAGUAGCAGUCACGCAAGGGAAUAAUACGAGGCAGGAAGUGAAAGUGCAGGAGAUGGCCCGAAAUGAAAUUUCUGCACUUGGUAUUGCCAAUGUUGAUAAUUCAGCACCUUCCAGAGUAGAUCUGAAACGUCAUCCAGUAGCAGGGAGGGCUGGUGACCGAUCGCAGAAUAAACCUGUGGUUCGAAGGGCGUCAUCACCUCGACGCCGUUCAUCUUCCCCUAUGCGAAGGGUGCAAGUGGGACGGAAUAGUAUGCGGCGGUCUGGGGUCAUGUUGAAGAAUGCUAACUAUGCUUCAACUAAACAAUCUGGGAACACUAAAGUUACUCCCAAGGAGUUGGAACCAAGUGAUGAGGAGACAGAUGAUGUCCCUGGACCGCUAAAUGGUUCCCCUCUGCAACAAGUUCAUUCUAGAGUAGUGAAGCAAGGUUUCGGUUGGAAGGACGGGCUUCGAGUGGACACCAAUCGGGAUUCUCUCGCACAUGUGUCACGCGAACCUGAACAAAGUCCCAGUGCAGCAUCCUCUGGGUGGAACACGCCAGUGGAUUAUGAUAUAGAUUUUCCUGAAAAUGGUAGUGAGCAUGAGUCUACCGGGCAGCCUGGGACCCUGCUUUCUCCUAAAGAGCCUAAAGGAAGGUUUUACGAGCAGUACCGUGAAAAGAGAGAUGCUAAACUGCGGGAUGGUUCUGAAUCAAGGAAGGUGGAUACCAAUGCUAAACUGAAGUCUAUGGAAGUGGUCUUGGAGUAUCGGAAGGCAGAAAUGGCUGCUCGCAAAACAAGAGGGUCAGUUAGAGAUAAUUCUGAUGGGGAAGCCCAAGUUGUGGCAGAAAAAUCGCGAACCCCCAAGUCUGACUUAGCGAAGAGCAAGAAGCUAAAGAGUGAUGAUGAAGCUAAACGGCUUGAGGAAAUUGGGAAUCAGCGACGAGAAAGAAUCGCAGCCCGAAGUAGCCCAAGUCCGCCAUUGGCAGGUGCUGCUUCUGCUGUCUCCACUGCAUCAACAACAAGGGCCACCGCAAAGCAACCAACGACGCCGACUGCACAACCAACGCAUAUUCCUACUCCAUCUUUAACUCCUAAAACAAAGUCCAAUGCUGCUCGAAGAUUAUCACCUUCAAAGAGAGUGUCUCCUGGAACUCUUCGAGGACCUGUGAGCUCACCCGCAACUGCCGCCCCUGCCCUCAAAACGGUCCGAACAAAUCAGAGAAAGUCUCAGACUGCGCCCCAAACUAAAGAAGUUGAGAAUCCCAUGAGUAGAUCGGCGCCUUCCUUGGCUGAGUUGCGGAAAGAGAACACAAAACCUGGGUUGCCACGAAAGAGCACUGACAAUGAGCGACCCCGCAUUACAGGUAGCAAACUUCCUGGUACGCGCGGUGCAUCAACUCCUCUAGAACCCAAUGGGAGCGUCGUUGGUACUCGGGGAGUCGGUACCGACGAUAAGAAUCGGCGUGUUGGUACACGAAAAAGUGUUGCUGCUGUGGCGGAUUCUGCCACGGAAGCUCAGUUGUUGGUGCCCAAAACCCCUCAAGAUGAGCAGAGUGCCACAAGUAAGCCAAUUAAGCGACCUUCACCCACAUCAGCUGCAAACGUGGAGUCCAAACCUUUUCUACGGAAAGGUAGAGGGAUUGGUCCAGGAUCUGGGCCUGUGGUUCGCAAAUCUAAAGUAGGUGCUGCUCCGGAACCAUCGAAAGCUGAUGAAGAGGAGGCAGAUCAGAGUAUCUCUGACUCGGAACCUGAAUUUGCCAAGGCUGAACGUGAGGUUGGUGAGGAGGAUGAAGAUAAAGAAGCAAGUGUGCGCCCAGAUCCCAUAGAAGCAUCACAGGCCUGCACUUUGGAGAGACCUGAUAUUUCGACCACACGACCCAGUACAGCUCCUCAGAGUUUGGCUUCGGUUCUACAUGAUGACGAUGAGUCCAUAAGACCUGAAGAGUGGCAAGAGCCUGAGAUCUCGCAAGAUGGGUGCAGUUCGGAGGAUUUUUUUUAUAGAAAGUCGGACCAAGAUACCACACGUGCAGGAGUCCUGCUAGAAAACCAGCAAUCAUCAGCAUUGAGAUAUUUCUCGAAUGAGGGAUUAGAGAAUGAUUUCAUGGUGAAUACAAUCCCCAGCGGUACAGUAACACCUCCGCCAAGAUCGUCUCCAAUACAUUCAAUUCCUUUGAGGUCUUUGUCGCCCAAAGGGUCCGAAGUUCCGGAUCUGCACAAAGCCCAUCGAUAUUCAUCUGGUGAUAUCGCAACUUCGCCAUAUGUUCCUACUACGCCCGUAGCUUUUACCGACAGGUUUCCUGCUCAUGAUGGUCCCUUUUCUGUACCUUCUGGUGCCCCUCCUCUUUCUCCCGAAACCCAGACAAGUGCAAAGCUUCGGAAGAACUGGCUUAAUUCUCAGAAGAUCUCGGGACCGCCCACUGUGAAGGAAUCUACACGAGGCUUGAAAAAGCUUUUGAAGUUUGGUUUGAAAAAGAAGGACAAGGGCAGCGGUGUGUCAACUACAAGUGAUAGUCCCUCAGAUAUCGACGACGACUUUUUUGAUUCCGUUAGUGAGCAUGGAGGGCGGACGGAGGAGUUGACUAAUAUCGCACAGAGGAACCUUGGUUCUCGCGCGCCUUCCAAGGCUUCUGCGCUAACAGGACCUCCCGCGAUUCCUGAAGACUUCGCCACUGAAAAUGAGGAUGUUGGAUCCCGUCUAAUUUCAAUACCGUUUGUUAGAAGUGCCGUACCCCCUCUAGCACCAGUUCAUUUUAAGAUGCGGGAUGAACAUGUCGGCUCAAGUAGCCUUCUGAAAGCACCUCGAUCGUUCUUUUCAUUGUCAUCUUUUCGGAGUAAAGUUAAACAGUGAGAGAAGGAAUGGUUCUGGCUGGCAGUGACAUUUAAGGAUUUCUUGACCAGCAGGCCUUCAUGAUGUCUGUCAAGUUUCCCUGGCGCAUGCUUAAUUGCCCUAAGCUGCGAGAAUGCAGCUUCUGUCGUCAAAAUGAGGUCCGCAUUCACAGUUUUAUUUGCAUAAACAAGUUAUUCUGCCUUCGUAUAUGAAUCACUCGUGUCAUUCACAGUGUGUUCACCUAAUUUUGUGUAGAGAUAGCCCCCAGCUAUUGGAUUUUACAUAGAAUGUAAGGGAUCCCUCUCAGCCUUUCGUGGCAAGGCUCCUGAUACUAGUCUGCCCAUGUUUGUGGGGUCCUGUUUAGUAAGAUUGAUGAUUGAACUAAGUUUUCUUCUGUCCCCAUCAAGGACUUGUGGAUCUUCUUUUCAUUGUUUUUAUACUAGGAAAGCUCAUUUUCAAUUGAACAAUCCUAGUCGCA
This is a messenger RNA of Physcomitrium patens, 5633 nucleotides long. The record is from RefSeq and is a predicted model, not a curated record. Lineage: Eukaryota; Viridiplantae; Streptophyta; Bryopsida; Funariales; Funariaceae.